GCUCAGGGACCGUGCGUUCCCGACAUGCCCCGCGACGGCCGCCAACCUCCGGAUUUGAAUCGAGUCGGCGCUCGGCGGUUGCGGUGUCGGGAUGGGCGCUUCGUCGUUGCCCCCGGCCUGGCAGCUCUACCUCAAGGACCACCGCAUCUCUACGUUCAAGAACUGGCCGUUCUUGGAGGGCUGCGCCUGCACCCCGGAGCGGAUGGCCGAGGCCGGCUUCAUCCACUGUCCCACUGAGAACGAGCCCGAUUUGGCUCAGUGUUUCUUCUGCUUCAAGGAGCUGGAAGGCUGGGAGCCAGACGAUGACCCCAUAGAGGAACAUAAGAAGCAUUCAUCUGGUUGUGCCUUUCUUUCUGUCAAGAAGCAGUUUGAAGAAUUAACCCUCAGUGAAUUUUUGAAACUGGACAAAGAGAGAGCCAAGAACAAAAUUGCAUCCUAGGGUAUCCGGAGAGGAGAGGCGUGAACCUGCGGACCCACUAAGGCAUGGGAACCCAGCAGCCCAGACCGUAGAGAAAAUCGGGGCUCCCCGUUAAAUCUGAAUCUCAGGUACACAGGGAAUAGUUUCUUAAUAGAGCUAAUUUUUUCUCUAUUACUUGGGGGUUUUUUUGGGUUUUUUUUGUUUGUUUGUUUGUUUGUUUGUUUUCCAGAGUUUUAUUUGCUAAGUAUGGCCGUGUUACAGAGCACAGACGUUCGGGGUUGAUACCGUAACGAAGCGCUGGGCUGGCGGUCAGUGUCCUGGUUCUGUCCCUGCCACUCGUGGGCUUUGCGGGUUGAGACCAGCCUUGGCCACACUUUCCCUGCUGCAAAAUGGAAGGCUGAUCUGCCCCGCCCUCCCGGUUUCUGAGGUCCUUUUUUGAUUGAAAAUGACGUUCCCUUUUAGAGAUGGUUACGAAAUAGUUCCAGUAGGGUAGGUUUUAAAUGCUGAGGACCAGUUAUGUUUUGUUAGGAAGGGGGAAGAAAUUGGUGGUCAGUAGAGCAAGGUGUGGAAGAGGUGUUGACUCGUGGGGGCCUUGGGAGCCGCAGUGUUGGAAUCGGGAAGUGGGCCGGGGAGAGCCUUCUAGGCUGGGGGCCCGCACACCUGUGAAGUGCCGAGGUAUUUUAGCCUUCGUGGGCCUUCGAGGGCCGCCUGGUUUCUGUUAGGUAGUAUUCCUGUUCUGCUUCUCGCAACCGUUUAAAAACAUGAAAACCAUCCUUCGCCUAAUGACUGUAUGAGAAACAAGCCAUGUGUCCCGCAGACCACAGCUGGCCGACCCCAUUCUCGGUGACAGAGCAGCCUGUGUACUUAGGGGACAGUCGUGAGAAAGCCAUCCUCCGGCAAGCAGGAGGGAGACUGAUGUGUGGCCCGGGGCGGCUGAAACCGAACUGUGGGGCACUGAAACAGAUAAAACGAUGUCAAGUGGGGGGCUCUUGGGUGAGGGCAGUCAGUCCGUGGGGAGAGGGGGCUCAUUGGAGCGGGAAGCCCACCGAGAGACGCUCGGUCACCAGCGUCUGCGUGCCCAGCGGUGGGGCGGAACCGGACCAGGUGAACAUCCAGGGGACCGAAGUGCGGGGGUGGGAAGAAAAUGCUUUGCUUUCCCCCAACGGCUGCUUUUGUUCUCGUCAAGUCAGGAUAAGGAAAUACUUUAACAUGAUGCAUUUAUUUUUAUUACUUUAAUUGUAAAAUAAAUAAUAUAAAUUCCUGUAAGGAAGAAUCAAAAGCCCUACCUACCUCUAUACUCAGGGUGCCCACCAUUAACGGAUGUGUUUCCUUCCAGAUCAUUUUUAAAUGUAUGUAUUUUAAAGAAGAAUGCAAAGUGUAA
This is a messenger RNA of Felis catus (domestic cat), 1799 nucleotides long. It is a transcript of the gene BIRC5, whose product is annotated as baculoviral IAP repeat containing 5. Bases 92 to 439 code for a protein of 115 amino acids. The transcript is spliced from 4 exons. The record is from RefSeq and is a predicted model, not a curated record. Lineage: Eukaryota; Metazoa; Chordata; Mammalia; Carnivora; Felidae.